AGUAAAGGCAAAUUGUUCUGUUUGCCACACAUAACUCACUUACUCACUACUAGUCACUAGUCGCUAGCUAGUUCUCUCUUUCUCUUAAAGGGCCUCAAAAGAAGCAUACUUUGAUGUUCUUUUUCCAUCACGCUCCAUAGAAAAUUCCAAGCUUUGUAGCUCUUUAUUCUCACCUUCUUUCCUUUCAAGUUUCCUUCAUAGUGAACGAAAGCAUUGCUAUUUGCUCCUUUUAUCUUACUGCUGCACUCUGGCUUUUUCUACUCAAGUUUCAUGGCUCUGUUGCUGCUGCUUCUGCUGAUGCACUUUCUUGUGCUCCCACUCUCUGUUUCUGCCGCAGGAGGAGGAGAUGCAUAUAUUGGAGUAAACAUUGGUACAGAUGUCUCUGAAAUGCCAAGUCCAAAAGAGAUUGUUGCCCUUCUUAAAGCUCAAGGUAUCCAACAUGUUAGACUCUAUGAUGCUGACCAAUCUUUGCUUCUUGCACUGGCCAACACAGGGAUCCGUGUGGCCGUUUCUGUUCCGAAUGACCAGCUACUUGGCAUUGGCCAGUCCAAUGCAACUGCAGCAAAAUGGGUUUCGCGGAAUGUAAUAGCUCAUGUCCCUGCUACCAACAUAACUUCCAUAGCUGUUGGUUCCGAGAUCCUAACAACUCUCCCAAAUGCAGCCCCGCUUAUAGUCUCGGCCUUAACAUUUAUUCACUCUGCUCUGGUGGCUGCUAAUCUUGAUCAGCAGAUAAAAGUGUCUACUCCACACUCUUCCUCUAUCAUCCUUGACUCUUUUCCACCUUCCCAAGCGUUUUUCAAUCGGACUUGGAAUCCAGUCAUGGUUCCCUUGCUUAAGUUUCUGCAAUCAACAGGUUCAUAUCUCAUGCUCAAUGUGUACCCGUAUUAUGAUUACCAGCAAUCCAAUGGUGUGAUCCCACUGGAUUAUGCAUUAUUCCGCCCCUUACCUCCAAAUAAGGAAGCUGUUGAUCCCAACACUCUCCUGCAUUAUACUAAUGUAUUCGAUGCAGUGGUUGAUGCUGCUUAUUUUGCAAUGUCUGAUUUGAACUUCACCAAUAUCCCUAUUGUGGUUACUGAAUCGGGAUGGCCCUCCAAAGGCGACUCGUCAUCUGAACCGGACGCAACUGUGGAUAAUGCCAACACUUACAAUAGCAACUUGAUCAGACAUGUACUUAACAAUACUGGGACUCCUAAACAUCCUGGAAUUGCAGUUAGUACAUAUAUUUAUGAGCUUUACAAUGAAGACCUAAGAACGGGUCCAACCUCUGAAAAGUACUGGGGGCUGUUUUAUGCUAAUGGAGAACCGGUGUAUACCUUACACUUGACUGGUGCCGGUACUAUAUUUGCAAAUGAUACAACAAAUCAGACAUUUUGUGUCACCAAGAGUAAUGCUGAUGCUAAGAUGCUACAGGCGGCGCUCGACUGGGCUUGUGGACCAGGGAAAGUUGAUUGUUCACCUCUGCUGCAAGGUCAACCAUGUUAUGAACCAGAUAAUGUAGUCUCACAUGCUACAUAUGCUUUCAAUGCAUAUUAUCAGAAGAUGGCUAAAUCUCCUGGGACUUGUGAUUUCAAAGGGGUUGCAAGCAUCACCACCACUGACCCAAGUCAUGGUUCUUGUAUAUUUCCUGGAAGUUUUGGUAAAAAAGGCUCCAAAAUAAAUGGCACAUUACUGGCCCCAUCCAACUCCACAAGUUCAGGUUGCUUGUCACAAUAUCACUACAAUGGUGGAUCUUUCACAAGCUCUGUGAUCUUAGUUGCUUUACUUUUGAAUGUAUUUGUCAUGUAAAACUAGCUACAUAUUAAUAUCAUUUAUGGAUAGAGAGCUCAGAAAGAGAGAGUAGAGACAUCAGACAUGCCCUUCAACUACCAAUUUUGUGUUUGGUUUUGUAGAAAAUUUAGAGUGGCCACGUUGAUCAAAUGUAUAUUGACAAUUACACCAUCACUUUUCAUUGAAUUUUUUGUACAAACACAACCAGACUAAUUAUUUGUCAUCAAUUACUGUAUCCUUAUAAGAUCUA
Messenger RNA from Arachis duranensis, 2017 nucleotides. RefSeq names its product glucan endo-1,3-beta-glucosidase 3. Gene Ontology annotation, biological process: carbohydrate metabolic process. Bases 271 to 1785 code for a protein of 504 amino acids. The record is from RefSeq and is a predicted model, not a curated record. Gene Ontology annotation, molecular function: hydrolase activity, hydrolyzing O-glycosyl compounds. Gene Ontology annotation, cellular component: plasma membrane. The transcript is spliced from 4 exons. NCBI's taxonomy places the organism in Eukaryota, Viridiplantae, Streptophyta, Magnoliopsida, Fabales, Fabaceae.